CGUCGCGUGCCCCAAUGGGAGGUGACUCGCGGCCGUCCCGUCAUGCAGCGCGCGCGCCUCCCUGCCCGGCCGGGCCGCUAAGAUGGCGACGCCCAUGCACCGCCUCAUCGCUCGCCGUCAGGCGGAAGCAAACAAGCAGCAUGUGAGAUGUCAAAAGUGUUUAGAGUUUGGACAUUGGACGUACGAAUGUACAGGGAAGAGAAAAUACCUGCACAGACCUUCGAGGACAGCUCAAUUAGCGAAAAUUCUUAAAGAAAAAGAAAAGCAACUAUUACUGCAACAAAGCACUGGAGAAAGUACCGUGGAAAGGAAGACCAAGAAAAAAAGAUCUAAAAGCGUGACCAGUUCCAGCAGCAGUAGCAGUUCCAGUUCGGCCAGUGAUUCCUCAUCCGACAGUGAAGAUUCUUCUACCUCUUCUUCUUCUGACGAUAGCGACAGCGAUGACAGCUCCUCUAGUUCCUCAUCUUCUCCAUCUUCGAGCAGUAGUUCCUCUUCUUCAGAGUUUGAAUCAGAUUCUAGUUCCUCCAGCAGUAGCAGCAGCAGCACAGACAGUAGUUCUGACGAUGAGCCACCAAAGAAGAAGAAGAAGAAAUAGUGAGGUGCAGCGUAGAACUGUCGCUUAGUGAAUGUUAACACUCUUCAAAGAUGGUUUGAGCACAGGGUUGCCAAACAGUUUAACUGGUCAACAUUUCUACUGCUAAAACUUUCUAGAUGUUUUGCAUAGUCGUUCCUAGGACUGGAGAGGUAUUAAAUGGCACGCGAGACUUGCUGACAGAGUAUUUUUGUGGUUUAUCCUUUUAUGGAAAAUUUUACUUUUUUAGUUCAAGAAUCUAUCAUCAGAUUUGUUUAUAUGAGCUGAGGUCCAGUGACCUGGAUGUUUACAUGCUGGAAAGCAAAAAAGCUUUUUAUUGCAGAUCAUGCUGUGCAUCGUAUGCUUCUACUCUUUUCAUGACAGCUUCACUUACAUUUAGAAAAUCCUCUAAGCGAUUAGAAGUCCAAGUUUUUCCCUGCUGGCUGUGGAGCGUUGUUAUUGCUGAAACCGAAUGCACAACGUUGCACGCAGAGGGCUUUUCGUCUCGCUGUUGACAGACGCGUUCUGUGCUGCUGAGCUCUUUUCCUGAUGCUUCCAAGCCGAGUCUUAACUGCAACAUAAAACUGACACUAGUGUUCAUUUGUUGAUGAUCCACACGCUACCUGUACUGUAGAGGCUUUAGUCUUUUCAGCUCGCCUGUUUCCUUAGCUCACGUUUGUGGUGUUUUCUGAGCCAGCGUGUCUCUUGCAGCAGUGGCUGGGUAAGAAGGAGGAGCGAUGCCCAGUGGAAGAAUUACGACUGAUGCUGCUUAGGAGUUUCAUCUUUGUGCCUUUUUUGUAAAUCAAAUGUAUCCUUGUGAGCAAAGGGCUUGAGUGGGUGUUUUUCUGAACUCCAUUAGCUUUCUGUACCGAAUGUGGUCAGUACAACCAGAGAAAUAGUAGUAACAAACACAAAUGGGCACUAUUUUCAAGGAGAUGGGGGGAAAAAAAGGCUGUUUUCGGUGGAUCUUCAGUAAGAAAAGGAGUUGCCUUUAAAUAGAGUUCCCAAAGGAAAGUGUUUCCCUUUGAUAUUUCUGCAGAAAGCUGUUGUGUCAUGCCAGGUGACCGAUCCGCCUCGCUGGGUGCCCAGUGACUGCCAUUAGCCUGCAGCAUGAUCAGUGCAGUGCUCGUGUGUCCCAGCGUGUCCCUGUCCGUGCGGAACCGGCAUGGGAGCAGCAAGGUCAUGUGGAAAAAAGAGAAACUCAGCAAAAGCAAAAUCCAAACGGACUGCAGAGCAGUUCUUGCUGGUUGCACCUUGAGGGUUAUUUGUUCUGUUGGUGAACUGAAGCAGGUGGCAUUAGUAUUUUCAUUUGUGAUGCGUUCUUUUAGGUUUCUUAUCGUUGGAGCGCCCUUUUUGGGGAGAGGGCAUCACAUGUGGAAGAAUUCUUAAAUAUCUUUAAGGUUUAGGUAAAAUAUAGUAACUAAACUAUUUUUUAUAUUUUUAUGGAGAGAGUAGCGUGUAGAAUUACUUUUGAAUAAACUGUGUUUAUUUAAAUGUUCAAAAAUAUGUACGUUGUGUGUUUUAGUCCGUAAUCCUCGCUGUGUUUCACGGAACACUCCGCAGGCUGUAAAUAAAAUUACCAGAAAAGCGCUUAAGUCUUCUUGA
This is a messenger RNA of Cuculus canorus (common cuckoo), 2176 nucleotides long. RefSeq names its product zinc finger CCHC-type containing 10 (gene ZCCHC10). The transcript has 4 exons. The record is from RefSeq and is a predicted model, not a curated record. The coding region runs from base 83 to 595 and encodes 170 amino acids. Gene Ontology annotation, molecular function: zinc ion binding; nucleic acid binding. NCBI's taxonomy places the organism in Eukaryota, Metazoa, Chordata, Aves, Cuculiformes, Cuculidae.